Molecule: messenger RNA, 1436 nt
Organism: Bombyx mandarina (wild silkworm)
Lineage: Eukaryota; Metazoa; Arthropoda; Insecta; Lepidoptera; Bombycidae
Product: tRNA (adenine(37)-N6)-methyltransferase
Source: RefSeq, a predicted model, not a curated record
AGUAAAUUGAUAAAUAGCUAACCAAAAAUUUUUAUGCUUGGUUUUAAUACAUUUCGUAUAACUUAAAUAUCGGUCAUACCCAAGAACAAUAUUCUAAAAGCUUAGAUUAAACACGAAAUGGCCGAUCAUUCUGAAUAUUAUAAGAAUCAAAUAGCUUUAGCUCGUACAGAAAUAAAAAAUCUCAGGCAACAAUUGACGUCUCUGAAGCACGAACACCAGAAGGAGAUAAAACUAAUUAAAGCAGCUCUUAACAGUCUCCGUUGUUCCGACUGUGCUGAAGCCGCCACAACAGCUUUGGUUAAUAAUGUAGAGGCAGAACGGUCUGAUGAUGACAUACAUUAUCAGCCUAUUGGAUCAAUAGAAACAUCAUUUCAAAACAAACGAGGUGUUCCUCGGCAACCUUCUGUUAUGAAGAAUGCAAGGGGAACUGUGGUAAUUGAUACUUCAGUAUUUAAUAACCCUGAGCAUGCUUUGAGCGGACUAGAGGAGUUUUCACAUAUGUGGAUAAUAUUCCACUUCCAUAUGACAGAAAGUACAAAUGCACCAGCUAAAGUUGCCCCACCAAGAUUGUGUGGAGGAAGGCAAGGUGUAUUCUCCACGCGUUCACCCCACAGACCUUGUCCGAUUGGGUUGUCACUUGUGAAGAUUCAUUCUAUUGAAGGUAACAAAAUACACUUUUUGGGCGUUGACAUGGUUAAUGGCACACCCGUUCUGGACAUAAAACCUUAUAUUCCACAAUACGACUACCCAUAUGAAGCAACAAGCUCUGUUCGACCACCGACAGAGGGAAUAAGCGAUGUGAUCGAUGACAUGGUGAAUGUUAAUAUUGGUGACCAUAGGUUAGACAUUGGAAGCUUAAGUUCCAGAAUUGCGACACCAAUCGAUAUCGAUUCUCCUUGUAGAAGUCCAUUUGAAGAUAUACCUUCACCAGAGUCAAGACUCAGCAACAUGCAAGCUCCACUAUCAGAAUUUCCGGACUCCUCAUCUAGUGUCGACCUCGUUGAUGGGAAUCCAAGGUCGCCUUUACGUAGGCCGGAUGCUGAACGCGGAGAUCCCGAUGGUCAAGAAAGGUUCACUCCACCGCAGUCGGCAAAUCAAAGUAUAAGGCACGACGGCAUAAGAGUGGCCGCUUGGAUAAACAACCCUGCUUCACAGAGAUACGACGUUAGAUUCACUGAUGAUGCACUGGUCCGUCUUCACGACCUAAUUGGGGAUAGAGCGGAUGCCUUCAAAAGUAACAUUGAAAGUCUUUUGUCUGAAGAUCCAAGGUCGAAUUACGUCAGAGGCAGGUAUCCGGAUCACGAAUACAGUUGUGUGUUAGAAGACCUGUCUAUUAGCUGCGUUUUCGAUAGAAAUUCGCAUGUUUGUAAUAUAAUCGCUGUGAGAAAUGCCGAAGAACUUCAGGAAAAUUAAAUACCUAUAUAGUUAAGAAUGUA